AUGGCAGGUGAUAAUACAAUUGAUAGCACAAGUGAGUUCGAAGUCAGGCCAUAUGACCAGGUAGAUGCCGGUACAUCGAGUGGUACACAGAGAGUAGGCUUGGACUUUUCCAGCACUGUUUCACGCAAACUAACACGUACCGCCACAAUUGAUGAUGAGGAAAAUGCUCAUGUUCUGCCACACUUUCCAUAUCCCUUGAUCAUGAAAGUAGUUAGUUCAGAACCUAGGGAUGUGUUACAAUCAGAGAGGACGUUUCUUACAUUCACCCGAUUUGCAACUGCAUUGUUCUUUACGGCAUUGGGGAUUAUUCUAAACUUCAAGUUUGAUACUUCGGGAGAUGCAACGAAAUCACCAGACGAAGAAGAUCAAAAACAUCGAUUCAAUCAUACUAAAUUCUCAGUUGCUGUGUCUUAUAUCUUGUUGGUAUUGUCACUAUUUGUUUUGGUGGUCAGUGGUUCAAGUUACUACAUUACAAUUAAUCGAUAUGCACAACACAAGAUUGCUACUUACAAUUUCAAUAAUCUACCUACAGCUGCGUGUAUUACUGGUGUAAUUAUCACAUUAAUUGUUAUAAAUGUUACAUUGAUCGUGGAAGGAUUUUUAGAAACUAAAUAG
Lodderomyces orthopsilosis Co 90-125 is the source of this 615-nucleotide messenger RNA. RefSeq lists its product as uncharacterized. Lineage: Eukaryota; Fungi; Ascomycota; Pichiomycetes; Serinales; Debaryomycetaceae. The transcript has a single exon. The record is from RefSeq and is a predicted model, not a curated record. The coding region runs from base 1 to 615 and encodes 204 amino acids.